UUUCCUGAACUUCUGCUGCAAGUUUUACCCCGAAGUGAAGCGAUGCCUCCCAGUAAAAGCUUCUCGGAGUUCCAGGUCCAGGGUCUUUUCCAGCAGGACUUACCCGGGUUAGGGAGCUCCAAUCGCGGCUGUGAUCUCAGAGAAGCUCCGUGCGGUAUCGUGGAGCUCCUGGACACCGCGGCGCUGCGCUUUCUCCAGCCGGAAAGGAGCUCCGUGGAGCGGGCGCAGAGGCGGAGGCGUGUCGCUGCCAAUGCCCGGGAAAGGAGGAGGAUGCUCGGCCUGAAUGUGGCCUUCGACCGGCUGCGGAGCGUCAUCCCGGAGCUCCAGAACCAAAGGAAACUGUCCAAAUCCGAGACCCUGCAGAUGGCGCAGAUUUACAUCGAGACCCUGAGCGAGCUGCUGCAGGAGGAGGAGGAGGGAGAACCGGAGAAGAGCCGCAAACAUGGGGACAAAUCGGGGGGAACACCGGGGGGAACACCGGGAGACACCGGGAAGAGCAGCCGGGGACCAGAGGAGAAUCAGAGGGGAUUUAAUGAGGACACGUGGGGGAGGACCAGCGGAACCAAAUGACUUUAAAAUAACCUUUUUUAUAUAUAGUUUCCUGCAGAAAUGAUUUGUUCCCCGAUGUCCUGAGAGAGAAAAGACUUUAAACUCUGAGGUUCAAUGUUAAUCUCAAUUUACUGCAAAAUGGUGGAAGUCCAUUUAAGUUAUUUUGUUUACAUAUUUUGUAAUAUCCUUGUGUAUUUCCAUUUAUUGCAACUCCAUACUUCUACACCACCACUUUUCAGACUCAGAAAUGCAUGGAGCUCCAGCAUUGAUCCGCCUGUAAUGCAGUGUUAUUCUCAAUUUACUGGAAUAAUAGCCACUGUGGAAAGUACUUACUGCAGUACUUUACUAUUGUUUUGACAUAUUUUGUACUUUACUUGUGUAUUUUCAUCUAAUCCAACUGUUUACGUCUACUCCACUACAUUUCAGAGGCAAAUAUUCUACUUUUUACUUAAUUUAUUUAACAUUCAGUUGCUUUUUAAUUACAGAAAACCCCUGAUGUGUGAAUAUGAUUCAGUUAUGUGUUCAAAUUGGCUCCACAUUGACAAACUACUACAUUAAGAAGCAGUUUUUAUUGAUAAAAUCUGGGUAAUAUAAUACUUUUUAAUAAUAAGACGGUGUUCUGCAUACCGAGUACUUUCACUUUUGAUAUUUAAGUAGCUUAGUGUACUCUAACUUAACUUACACGUUGAAGGUCUUAAACUUGUGAUGUUGGGUACUUCUUCCACCACUGACAAUAAUUGUGUAUUUAAACAGUUUGAGAGACUUUUAAAUUUAAAUGUAUUUUUUUAACAAAAAACAUGAACUUCUGACGGUUUGUAUUUGUGCAACUUUUCUCUUUCUCUAAUUUCUACAGAAAUGUUUCCAAAAAAUCUGAAAAAUGUUGCAGAAAAAUCUGUUUUGGGAGAAAUAAUGACAGAAAUUGGAGGUUUGAGAGAAAAAGGCACUGAUAAUAAUAAUAAUAAUAAUAAUGUAUUUUAAAUGUUUGAGAGACUUGUUGAGUAUAAAUAUAUUUUUCUGACAAA
This is a messenger RNA of Notothenia coriiceps (black rockcod), 1571 nucleotides long. It is a transcript of the gene atoh1c, whose product is annotated as atonal bHLH transcription factor 1c. The record is from RefSeq and is a predicted model, not a curated record. Gene Ontology annotation, cellular component: nucleus. The transcript has a single exon. Gene Ontology annotation, biological process: sensory organ development; positive regulation of transcription by RNA polymerase II; axon development. Gene Ontology annotation, molecular function: E-box binding; DNA-binding transcription factor activity, RNA polymerase II-specific; protein dimerization activity. NCBI's taxonomy places the organism in Eukaryota, Metazoa, Chordata, Actinopteri, Perciformes, Nototheniidae. The coding region runs from base 43 to 570 and encodes 175 amino acids.